Sclerotinia sclerotiorum 1980 UF-70 is the source of this 255-nucleotide messenger RNA. RefSeq lists its product with no specific name. The record is from RefSeq and is a predicted model, not a curated record. NCBI's taxonomy places the organism in Eukaryota, Fungi, Ascomycota, Leotiomycetes, Helotiales, Sclerotiniaceae. Bases 1 to 255 code for a protein of 84 amino acids. The transcript has a single exon.
AUGGAUAUUUUAAGGACAGCUAGAGCAUUUUCGGCGUCAUUGAGCGUAGAUUUGACUAUCGGAAAGGAUGGUAUAGCACAAUACCCAGGUGAUUUGAGUCCGAUUAGUGCACCAAAUGAGAAAGAGGAGGUUGAUGGGGUUCAAAGUAGCGUUGUAUUGGAAGGAGAAGGCCGAAGCAAGAAAUACAGGGGAAACCGGAUAGUUGGAAAUAGACAUACAAAUAUAUGCCGCCUUCCCAGCAUCGUGGUUCACUAG